Corylus avellana is the source of this 1592-nucleotide messenger RNA. Lineage: Eukaryota; Viridiplantae; Streptophyta; Magnoliopsida; Fagales; Betulaceae. The record is from RefSeq and is a predicted model, not a curated record.
GCCAUAUUAGCAUUGUGGGAUAAAAAUGUGAUAUCUAGCAUUACUCUAUAAUUAAAUAAUCAUUGUGCAUUUUAAAAUUCGUGUCUCUCUCUCCUUGCUAGAAUAGAAAUUCUAAGCGUGUUCUGGUUUAGUUUCGUUUUGCACAAAACACAUAUCAUUAUAUCUAAGAGGAGUAUUUGUUGUAACCUAGUACACACCAAUUGAUCAAAAUUGGUAGGGACAAAUAACUUCUUAAAGAAAACGAUUAUGUAAUGCAUCUCAGGAGCAUUUAAUUUUUUUGUUUUAGAUUUAUGCACAAACAUAAUGAUGGGUCAGCCAGGGAGUUCAAGUAGAUCUAAUGGAAACCCAUCACAACAUUCUCAUCAAUUAGAUAACAAAACAGAAAAGACAAAAAAUCCAGGUAGGUGGAGUUAUUUUUAAUUUCAAAUUGCUGCCUGAUGAUAACAUUUAUAAUCAGUAAUUGAAAAGUCGUUCGGUCACAGUUGGUCAUGUUCACAGCUUAUGUUCAUACACAUUAGGUAUCUACAUUCUAGAGGGCGGCGUUAGAAAAUGAACACAUAAAAUUUUCUUUAGUUCACAUUAAUAAUUCAACUUUGUUAAUAAUUACACGUCUAAAACUUUACGCAAAGGCAACAAAUGAGAGCCUCAACUACAACAUUUCGGAUGCAUAUUAAGUUUUAUAUGACUAAUUGCCAAGUCAGAGUUAUGUGGUAGCUGCCAUUAGCUACUCCAAUAUGACUACUAGCCUAGUCAAAGUUAUAUGAUACCUUAAUUGUCCGCACACCACGGUGAUGGGUUUUGAGAACAAUGACAAAAUAGCUUGGGUGGAAAGAAUUAUGCAAAUUGAUAAACGGGACGUUGGAGUAGCUCUAUCUGUCAUAUCAUCAAACACAUCAGCUGCAACUUUCUUGGCAUCAGUCUCUUUAACGCUCUGCUCUCUCAUUGGUGCUUGGAUUGCAAACUCCUCCAAAGAAUUUCUGCAGAGUGAAUUAAUCUACGGAGACACAAGGCCAUCCACCAUGUCUAUCAAGUACAUAAGCCUCCUAACCUGCUUCCUCCUCGCUUUUUCAUGCUUUGUUCAGUCAGCAAGGAGCUUCGUCCAUGCAAACUAUCUGAUAAGCACCCCAGAUAGCAACAUACCUGCGCAGAAUGUGGAAGUGGCAGUUAUAAGGGGUGGUGAUUUUUGGUCACUCGGGCUUAGAGCACUUUAUUUUGCUCUGGAUUUGCUGCUAUGGUUUUUUGGGCCGAUACCCAUGUUUGUUUCCUCCAUUGUUAUGGUUAUAGUCUUCCAUUAUCUUGACACAAACACAACUCUGUUGCAUCAGCAUAGGUCCCCAGGGAACAAGAUGGUCAAAAGUGUGGCUGACUGAAUAUCCAUGGCAUUCGUGGCCCUUUACCAUCAUGGUGUGUAAUGCCAAAUUAUGCUUGUGCAUAAUAUGAACCAAAUUCUUGAUUGGUAAAUGCAAAUUGUUUUUUUUUCUUUGACUUUUUUGUAAUUAAAGAGAAAAUCCUCAUCUUAACUUGUUUUCCUGCUACAUAUGAACAAUACUAUGUCUCACCCUCGGUUGUUAUCUUGGUUUUGAUUUGACUGU